AUGGCUCAACGCGAACGUCCUCUCAAGGACUAUGCCGUUCCCUCCGAAGAGGAACCUCAUUCGAGUAUCGCGCCCCCUAACAUCGAAGCAAGGAACUUCGAAUUGAAACCUGCGCUGUUGCAAAUCGUGCAACAAAACCAAUUCUCUGGUUCGCCCACGGAGGAUCCGAACCUCCACCUCUCGGUGUUUGUGCAGUACGCAGACACAAUAAAAGCCAAUGGUGUUGAACCCGAAGCAAUACGACUCCGCCUUUUCCCGUUCUCUUUAAGAGAUAGAGCUAGAGCUUGGCUUCAAGCUUUACCUACAAACUCCAUCACUACAUGGAACGAAUUGAAGAAACAAUUCUUGGCCAGAUAUUUUCCGCCAAGUAAGACAGCUAUGUUAAGAGCCCAAAUCAACGGAUUUAGGCAAAAAGAAGGAGAAUCACUCUUCGAAGCUUGGGAAAGAUACAAGGAUAUGAUGAGACUCUGUCCACACCACGGUUUAGAACAAUGGCUUAUUAUCCAUACCUUCUACAAUGGGCUGCUAUAUAACACUAGACUUACCAUUGAUGCAGCCGCCGGCGGAGCACUGAUGGAUAAACCUUACCAAGAAGCCACCCAGCUUAUAGAAAACAUGGCCCAAAACCAUUAUCAAUGGGGAAGCGAACGCGCUGCCAUAGAGAAAUCCCAGACAAAAGGCGGUAUGUACGAAGUAAGCGGCAUAGACCAUGUCAAUGCCAAAAUAGAAGCCCUUUCUCAAAAGAUAGAGAGUUUAACUCUAUCUCCCGCUGCUACCAUAGCCGCAGUACAACCGAACUGCGAACUAUGUGGAGUUCCUGGACACAUAACCUCUGAAUGUCAAUUACUGGCCGGACUCGACCAAGCAAAUUGCUUCCAAAACCAAAUAGGAGUCCCUGUUGCUCCCGUUGCCCCUCAAAAGUCAAACUUUGAACUUAUGAUGGAGAAUUUUGUCCUAGCUCAGACUCAACAAAAUAAGGAAUUCAUGAACCAAAAUAUUCACACUAAUGAGUUGAUUAAGCAAUUAGCUAACAAAAUCGAUUCCAUUUCCACUCAUAAUAAGAUGCUAGAAACUCAAAUUUCUCAAGUGGCUCAACAACAGGCAGCUACAGCUGCCCUAGCCGGAACAUUACUCGGCCAACCGCAAUCGAAUCCCAAGUGCCACGUUAACGCUAUAACACUACAAAGCGGAACAGAGUUAGAAGACCCCGCUGCUAAAAGAGUUAGAGCGAGAGACUUAGGAAAAAUUGUAGAGAAAGACUCGGAGAGUGUAACUGACAAGGACACUGAGAGAGAACCGAUAGCAGUGGAGGAUGGACAAACAUCGCAGGCCAAAGAGGUGAUUGAGAAUGAUCAAGAAAAACCAUAUGUACCCCCUCCUCCUUACAAACCUCCUAUCCCAUAUCCUCAAAGACUUGCCAAAUCUAAGAAUCCGGGGCAAUUUGAGAAAUUUAUCGAGAUGCUCAAAAGGCUUCAUAUUGACAUACCCUUCAUUGAGGCUAUAACCCAAAUACCUUCCUAUGCCAAAUUCUUAAAAGAAAUUCUUUCAAACAAGCGAAAGAUUGAAGACAUUGGGCAAGUUGAAUGCAAUGCAAUUAGUGAAAACAAGCUAGCCCCAAAACUCGAGGACCCAGGAAACUUUUCUAUUCCUUGCGUUGUUGGCAGAUAUGUCAUAGAUAAAGCCCUUUGUGAUUUAGGAGCAAGUGUAAGUUUGAUGCCUCUAUCUAUCUGCAAGAGGCUCGGACUUGGAGAGUUAAAACCUACUAAGAUGUCCUUACAGUUGGCUGACAGGUCUAUCAAAUACCCAUUAGGAAUACUGGAAAAUGUUCCAGUAAGGAUCGGCAAACUGUUUAUCCCUACUGAUUUUGUGAUCAUGGACAUCAGGGAAGACAUUGAUAUUCCCAUUCUGUUAGGUAGACCUUUCUUAGCUACUGCGGGCGCUAUAAUAAAUGUAAAGAAAGGGAAGCUUACCUUUGAGGUUGGGGAUGAGAAAAUCGAGUUUAUACUGUCUCAAUUCACGAAAGGCCCCACCUUCAAGAACUCUUGUUGUAGACUCGAGAAAGUUGAAGGACAUAUCGAUAAACCCACCUAUGAACAAGUCCCUCCCGACAUCCUAAAACCCCGCCCAGUAAAUGAUAUCUUCCAGGAUAUAAAACACAAGAAGGGUCAGUAUUAUGAGAAUGUGCUAGGUGGAUUUCCCGAUACUCACGACCAGAUUUUUAAAGAAUGCCAAAUGCUGGCACAUGGGAAGAUUCACACUGUAAAGAAGAAACCUUCACCUCCUCUCACUAGAAAGAAAGCAAAAGGGAAAGAACCUAUGAGAUGGUUUGAUGUGUUCAAAUGGAUCUCUAAGGAUGUUGAGUACAGUGUUAAGGAUGUCAGUCUGAAAGAGGCGCCCUCUUGA
Molecule: messenger RNA, 2403 nt
Organism: Trifolium pratense (red clover)
Lineage: Eukaryota; Viridiplantae; Streptophyta; Magnoliopsida; Fabales; Fabaceae
Exons: 2
Coding region: 1-2403 (800 amino acids)
Source: RefSeq, a predicted model, not a curated record